Messenger RNA from Erinaceus europaeus (western European hedgehog), 2173 nucleotides. RefSeq names its product gap junction protein delta 2 (gene GJD2). The record is from RefSeq and is a predicted model, not a curated record. Bases 509 to 1474 code for a protein of 321 amino acids. Lineage: Eukaryota; Metazoa; Chordata; Mammalia; Eulipotyphla; Erinaceidae. Gene Ontology annotation, biological process: cell communication. The transcript is spliced from 2 exons. Gene Ontology annotation, cellular component: connexin complex.
GGCCGCGGACUCCCAGCCCCGCAGCCUGCGCUGCGCUCCGCCCCGGCCUCCCAGGAGUGCGGGUGCCGCCGAAGUACCAGCCUCCAGGACCGGUGCCGGGACCCUGCCGCGGCCCCAGUCUCCCCAACCCUGAGCGGCGCACGGAGACCUCCCUCCGGCCGGCCGGCGAGCGCAUUUGCACCUGCUGGCGGCCACCCCCGCCCGCACCUCCUCUGGGGAGACUGGAGAGCGGGUCCCGGACGGCGCGGGAGGCUGCUCCCGGAUUUCUCCACCGCACCAGCUGCCCCAUCAGUCGGGAAGCUCUUGGGAUUCUUUGCUCCCCAUUCCCCUCUUCUUAAGUAUAAUAAAAGGGAAAGGGGACUGGUGGAUUGAAAACAGAAAAAUUGUUUGCAUCUUUAAUUGGGGGGCAAUUCGCUCCCAGUCGGGAGGUGCGGCCCGGGGAGGGGCCAGGAGUGGGAACGUGCCCGGUACUGCCCAGUCUUUGUCUGCCGCCUCCGGAUGCACAGCGAUGGGGGAAUGGACCAUCCUGGAGAGGCUGCUGGAAGCCGCGGUGCAGCAGCACUCCACUAUGAUUGGGAGGAUCCUGUUGACUGUGGUGGUGAUCUUCCGGAUCCUCAUUGUGGCCAUUGUAGGGGAGACUGUGUAUGAUGAUGAGCAGACCAUGUUUGUGUGCAACACCCUACAGCCCGGCUGUAACCAGGCCUGCUAUGACCGCGCCUUCCCCAUCUCCCAUAUACGAUACUGGGUCUUCCAAAUCAUAAUGGUGUGUACUCCCAGCCUCUGCUUCAUCACCUACUCUGUACACCAGUCUGCCAAGCAGCGAGAACGCCGCUACUCAACUGUCUUCCUAGCCCUGGACAGAGACCCUCCUGAGUCCAUAGGGGGUCCUGGAGGAACUGGGGGUGGGGGCAGUAGUGGUGGCAAACGAGAUGAUAAGAAGAUGCAAAAUGCCAUUGUCAACGGGGUCCUGCAGAACACAGAGAACACCAACAAAGAGACAGAACCAGAUUGCUUAGAGGUUAAGGAGUUGACCCCGCACCCCUCAGGACUGCGCACUGCCGCACGCUCCAAGCUGCGAAGGCAAGAAGGGAUCUCCCGCUUCUACAUUAUCCAAGUGGUGUUCCGGAAUGCUCUGGAGAUUGGGUUUCUGGUGGGCCAAUAUUUUCUCUAUGGCUUCAGCGUUCCCGGGUUGUAUGAGUGUGACCGCUACCCCUGCAUCAAGGAAGUGGAGUGUUAUGUAUCCCGACCCACUGAGAAGACUGUCUUCCUGGUAUUCAUGUUUGCUGUGAGCGGCAUCUGUGUUGUGCUCAACCUAGCAGAACUCAACCACUUGGGUUGGCGCAAAAUCAAGCUGGCUGUGCGCGGUGCCCAGGCCAAGAGGAAGUCAGUUUAUGAGAUCCGCAACAAGGACCUGCCCCGGGUCAGUGUCCCCAAUUUUGGCAGGACUCAGUCCAGUGAUUCUGCAUAUGUGUGAAAAUGCAGGUCUGGGGCAAGCCUGGUGAUAAUAAGUACGGAGGCACACAACUGCUGGAGUGUUGCUGCACCUGCCUUGGUUUAUGCAACUCUCCCCAUGAAUGUAAGGUAGGUCUGGGCAAGAGAAGACCUUACACUGAUAGGAGAGAAAACAGAAUCAUUGCCCCCAUCACAUCACUGACUCCACAGAGACAACUGGGCAGAGUGAUGACCUGGAUGAGUUGGAUUUCUUUGGGCUCUUUCUCUCACAGCCCAAUCUGAUGCCAACCUGAUGUUGAUAGCAGUGAACUCACACCUCUACCAAGCUGAACUUAACUCUGCUGAGCUCUGUAUCCUGGUGAAUGGCAUGAGUCAAAUACUCCAUUGGUACAAAAUGUGUGAACUAUCUCAACAUGUCCCUUCAUCCUGGGCUGCAAGAAAACAUCCUUGAGGCAUCCUUCCUUGUACCUCCCCCAUCAGCAUGCCCCUCUUUCUCAACCCAGGAAAGCAUGCCAGUUUAUUAUUUUUUCUUUCUCUGAAUCCAGCCUUACAGUGGGCCUAAUAUGGUCUGUCUGUAAGCUAGAGGAAAUUACAUCAAGUGGUUGUUGGAGACUGGCCAUUAGAACCCCAUCUUACUGGCCCUUAGUUACUAUGAGAACCUUAGGAAUGUCUCAGUAUCUCCAAUUUUCUAAUUCAAACUGCACUGGUGCUGUUUAUUAGG